ACACUGAAAAUAAAUAAAAAGUGGAAUUGUUGAAACAAUAUUUUUGCCGGAUUAUAUACUUUUACAAAAAAAAAACAUAAAAAAUACUUUAAUUAAAAUAUAAUUAAAAGAAAGAAUACUAGUAUGGCACAAAGGAGUGAUAAUGUACCAGCAGAAGAAAGCGAUUUAUUACUUAUUAAACCACUUGGUGCCGGUCAGGAGGUGGGUCGGUCAUGUAUAAUGUUGGAAUUUAAGGGAAAGAAAAUAAUGUUAGAUUGUGGUAUACAUCCUGGUCUGUCGGGGAUGGAUGCUUUGCCGUAUGUGGAUUUAAUCGAAGCUGACGAAGUUGAUUUAUUGUUCAUAUCACAUUUUCAUUUAGAUCAUUGUGGGGCACUGCCGUGGUUUUUAAUGAAAACAAGUUUUCGUGGACGAUGUUUUAUGACCCAUGCCACCAAAGCCAUCUACAGAUGGAUGUUAUCUGAUUACAUAAAAAUCAGUAAUAUUUCGACAGAACAAAUGUUAUAUACCGAAGCAGAUCUUGAAGCGUCUAUGGAAAAAAUAGAAACCAUAAAUUUCCAUGAGGAACGUGAUGUUAUGGGCGUGCGUUUUUGUGCCUACAAUGCCGGUCAUGUAUUAGGUGCAGCAAUGUUUAUGAUUGAAAUUGCUGGCAUUAAAAUUCUAUAUACGGGAGAUUUUUCAAGGCAAGAAGAUCGCCAUUUAAUGGCAGCGGAAAUACCCACUAUGAAGCCGGAUGUUUUAAUUACGGAAUCUACAUAUGGAACACAUAUACAUGAAAAACGUGAGGAUCGAGAAAAUCGUUUUACAUCGUUGGUACAGAAGAUUGUUACUCAAGGUGGUCGUUGUCUUAUACCAGUAUUUGCGUUGGGUCGAGCACAGGAAUUGCUUUUGAUUUUGGAUGAAUACUGGUCACAAAAUCCUGAUUUACAUGACAUUCCCAUAUAUUACGCUUCCUCUUUGGCUAAAAAAUGCAUGGCUGUUUAUCAAACGUAUAUAAAUGCCAUGAACGACAAAAUUCGUCGACAAAUUGCUGUCAACAAUCCAUUUGUGUUUCGUCACAUUUCCAAUUUAAAGGGUAUUGAUCAUUUUGAUGAUAUUGGUCCUUGCGUUGUUAUGGCAUCGCCUGGUAUGAUGCAGAGUGGCUUAUCUCGUGAAUUAUUUGAGAAUUGGUGUACAGAUCCCAAGAAUGGUGUUAUAAUUGCUGGUUAUUGCGUUGAGGGAACUUUAGCUAAGACUAUACUAUCGGAACCAGAGGAGAUUACAACACUUUCUGGACAAAAAUUGCCUCUUAAUAUGUCUGUCGAUUACAUUUCGUUCUCAGCACAUACCGAUUAUCAACAAACUAGUGAAUUUAUAAGACUAUUGAAGCCUCAACAUGUGGUUUUAGUACAUGGUGAGCAAAAUGAAAUGUCACGUCUUAAAAUGGCUUUACAACGUGAAUACGAAGCCGAUCCAAAUACAGAUAUAAAAUUCUAUAAUCCACGCAAUACACAUUCUGUUGAAUUGUAUUUUCGAGGAGAAAAAACUGCAAAAGUAAUGGGUACCUUGGCGGCAACAAAACCUGAAGUUGGUAACAAAUUAUCUGGCGUUUUAGUAAAAAGAGAGUUCAACUAUCAUCUUUUAGCAGCGUCCGAUUUGUCCAAAUAUACUGAUAUGAGCAUGUCUGUGGUGACACAGCGACAAUCCAUUCCGUGGAACAGUUCAUUAACUACUUUACAACUACUAUUGGAUCGUAUUGGUGGUGCAGGUACCGUUGAAGUUCUUGAAGAAGAUAAACACAUACGUGCUUUCAGUUGCAUUGAUUUAACAGUCGAGGGGAAAAUUAUUAUAAUGGAAUGGCAAGCUACACCAGUCAAUGAUAUGUUUGCCGACUCGGUGUUGGCUUGUGUAAUGCAAACAGAAAUGGGUGGUACAAACAUUAAGGGUACCACAGCUCAAUCAAAAUCAGAUCGUACACACUUUAAAGAGUGCCUGUUAGAGACAUUGCAGGAUACUUUUGGUGAAAAUACGGUGCCAAAAAUGUUUAAGGGCGACAUUUUACCCGUAACCGUGGCUGGAAAAAGUGUAGAAGUGAACCUAGAAACUUUGGCUGUGACAACAAAGGACGAUGAAAAUUUGAGGCAAAUUGUUAAUACGACUGUUCAAAAAUUGUACCAAGCUUUAGUGACCCUAUAAGGUUUUUUUCUAAUAAUAAGAAAUAAAGAAAAGUUAAUUUGUUAAAAUUAAAAUAUAA
This is a messenger RNA of Lucilia cuprina (Australian sheep blowfly), 2230 nucleotides long. RefSeq names its product cleavage and polyadenylation specificity factor 73 (gene Cpsf73). Gene Ontology annotation, molecular function: 5'-3' exonuclease activity; RNA binding; RNA endonuclease activity. Lineage: Eukaryota; Metazoa; Arthropoda; Insecta; Diptera; Calliphoridae. The record is from RefSeq and is a predicted model, not a curated record. Gene Ontology annotation, biological process: mRNA 3'-end processing by stem-loop binding and cleavage. The transcript is spliced from 7 exons. Gene Ontology annotation, cellular component: mRNA cleavage and polyadenylation specificity factor complex. The coding region runs from base 124 to 2172 and encodes 682 amino acids.